Molecule: messenger RNA, 974 nt
Organism: Alosa alosa (allis shad)
Lineage: Eukaryota; Metazoa; Chordata; Actinopteri; Clupeiformes; Clupeidae
Gene: fkbp2
Product: FKBP prolyl isomerase 2
Exons: 6
Biological process (GO): protein peptidyl-prolyl isomerization
Molecular function (GO): peptidyl-prolyl cis-trans isomerase activity
Source: RefSeq, a predicted model, not a curated record
UCGGCAGAUGUCUUCCGGUUUGUAUUUGCUUCCUCUUUUCCUGAGAUUUGCGCUGCACGUUCAUUCAGAGACAUGAGGCUGUUCUUCCUGUUGGCGGUGACCCUGGUGUCGCUGUGUGCCGUGCGGGGAGCUGAGAAGAAGAAGCUGCAGAUCGGCAUCAAGAAGCGCGUGGAGAACUGCCCCAUCAAGUCCCGCAAGGGCGACGUGCUCAACAUGCACUACACCGGUAAACUGGAGGACGGGACAGAGUUUGACAGCAGCAUCCCCAGGAACCAACCAUUCACCUUCACGCUGGGCACCGGACAGGUCAUCAAGGGCUGGGACCAGGGCCUACUGGGGUGAUGUAGUGGAGAGUAAAAGUCUCUUUAUUCUCUUGUUCACACAGGCUAUGGGGACAGAGGAGCCCCCCCUAAGAUCCCAGGUGGCGCCACACUCAUCUUCGAGGUGGAGUUGCUGAGCAUUGAGAGGAGGUCUGAUUUAUAGGUGCAGCAGGGCUUAGGUGCUCCUCCCCUGUCAGGGUGCAGUUCCAUCAGUCAGCUCCAGAUCGCCCGCCACCUGUCCUACCUGUCAGGUACCCACCCCACACCUGCCCAGGACUCUGGAUAUUGCAGCCACACCUGCCCAGGGCUCUGGAUAUGGCAGACAUCAGCAGGGACUCCGAUCAGUUCACCACCAGUUUAGUCUUCAGCAGAGAGCGAUCUUUCCCACAACAAUACCAUCACUGUCAGCAUCAUGCAGACGUGUGUGUGUGUGGUGUGUGUUUGACUAACACCCAACUGAAGAAUACACUGUCACGGGGGGAAUUCACUGUGCGCCAUCAUCUUUAUUUUUUCUUAAACCACCUUAAUACACACACACACAUAAUUUGGACUAAAUACAGCAUUGAGAUCAGAUUGACAAGGGAUCAGGGACUUGUUCCUUUUGUUCAAAAAGUCUUCUAUUCCUUCUGGAAUAAAUGUUUGAUUUACAAACGA